AUGGCGAGCUCAGCUCCCGAAAUCCUCAGCAGGUUUCUGGUCAAAGACAAAACGGUGGUGAUCACUGGAGGGGCCAGAGGACUAGGUCUGAACUUUGGAAUCGGACUGGCUCAAGCCGGAGCCAACAUUGCUGCCAUUGAUAUCAGCGACGAGCCCAGUGAACGUUUCAGUGCCCUUGCGCAGUACGGUGGAAAGUAUCAAUAUUACAAGGCGGACGUGAGAGAUUACCAGGGACUCAAAGCCACAAUCGAUCGGAUCGCGGAUGAUUUUGGAUCCAUAGAUGGCUGGAGCAGCAUACCCGCCGCAGGAAUCAUUCGAGACCGACCUUUCUUGGAACACACCCAAGAGGACUUUGAAGACUCUCUGGGUGUCAAUGUGAACGGCGUGUUUUUCACUGUCCAGCAUUGUGCCGCUCAGAUGAUCAAGCAGGGCACUGGUGGUAGAGUUGUCUGUAUAGCAUCGACAGCCGGACACAGGUCAUUGUACCCUCAGACAAUCGCCGCGUAUACUGCCUCCAAGUAUGCAGUCCGCGGCAUUGUCAAGCAAGUCGCUGCUGAAAUGGCACCGCACAACAUUCGAGUCAACUCCAUUAGCCCAGGGGUCAUCAUGACAGACAUGCUGCAUUCCGUCAUAAGCCAAAAUCCAUCGAGGAAGAAGCUCUUCGAGGACAGCAACGCUAUGAAACGUAUUGCAACUCCGGACGAGUUGGUCGGCAUGGUGCUGUACUUGAUGAGUGAUGCUAGCAGCUACACGACUGGGCAGGAUUUUCUGGUGGACGGAGGACAGAUCUAA
Messenger RNA from Exophiala xenobiotica, 792 nucleotides. RefSeq lists its product as uncharacterized. Bases 1 to 792 code for a protein of 263 amino acids. Gene Ontology annotation, molecular function: oxidoreductase activity, acting on NAD(P)H, oxygen as acceptor. The transcript is spliced from 4 exons. The record is from RefSeq and is a predicted model, not a curated record. NCBI's taxonomy places the organism in Eukaryota, Fungi, Ascomycota, Eurotiomycetes, Chaetothyriales, Herpotrichiellaceae. Gene Ontology annotation, cellular component: intracellular anatomical structure.